Lucilia sericata (common green bottle fly) is the source of this 5400-nucleotide messenger RNA. It is a transcript of the gene Su(z)2, whose product is annotated as protein suppressor 2 of zeste. The coding region runs from base 508 to 5208 and encodes 1566 amino acids. Gene Ontology annotation, cellular component: PRC1 complex. The record is from RefSeq and is a predicted model, not a curated record. Gene Ontology annotation, molecular function: metal ion binding; promoter-specific chromatin binding. Gene Ontology annotation, biological process: negative regulation of transcription by RNA polymerase II. Lineage: Eukaryota; Metazoa; Arthropoda; Insecta; Diptera; Calliphoridae. The transcript is spliced from 5 exons.
UCCUGUUCAGUGUCGAUAUUUUUUAUUGUUAAUGGUGAUUUUCAUAGACAUUAAACUAAAAUAAUAAAAUAAAUUGUGUUGGAAUAACUUGGAAAUACAAUAAAAUGUGUUUUCUACUCAAACUCUUACCGCGCCCACUCAAAAGUGAAAAUGAAAAAACAAACCCUCAUUAAAAUAUGGUAAUAAGUGGAAAAAUAAGAAAAGAAAGAGGAAAAAACAGAAAACCAGAAAAAUGUGUUGAAUUAAAACUUGUGUAGAACAUUUUCAAUGAAAUACAACAAAAAAAAAAACUUGUGUAAAUAUGUAUGAGUGGAAUACAAUUUUUAUGCUCUUGUUUGAGUGAAAAAUCGUUUGAGCUUCAAUCACAUUCAUGCAAUAGCUAACUCCUCAAUAUAUACAAUAAGAAAAUACAAACCGUUUUAAAAACGGAUCUGUGCAAUUCCCCAAACAGAGGCUUUAGUUAAAUAAUUCCAAAAACAAAUACAACAAAAAUCUUUUAAAACUAAAAUGCAACUUCUAGAAGAUGAAUGUAAAAAUUUCACACAACAACAACAACAAACAAAUGUGACACAAGUUAAACAGCAGACAUCCAGUGCAACACAAUACAAAAUGGAUAAAUUCUAUCCACCAAAACCGAAAAUCAACGCAUUUAAUGAGUUGUUCACUUGUUAUUUGUGUCAAGGUUACAUGAUAAAUCCCACAACUAUAGAUGUUUGCGCUCAUACCUAUUGUCGCAGUUGUAUAGCACGGCAUUUGGCUGUCGAAUGCUAUUGUCCGCAGUGUGGCAAACCCAUUACCACUGCGAAUCUUCAAGCCGAUGAUGUUUUGCGUUCGAUUAUAUAUAAACUGGUACCUGGUCUCUAUCAAAAGGAACGCGAACGUUUAGUGCAAUUUGUAAAUAGUAAGAAAAAUGAGGGAAAACUUAUAGGGGCCACAGAACAGAGCUUAAAUGAAUUGCUGGAGAGUGAUGAUGAGCUAUUCUCACCUACCGAUCCCAUUAGUUUGUCACUUGAAUUUCAUCCGGUGUUGGCGGAACAGUGUCCCGAAGGUUCAGUGCCACCAGUACGCUAUUUGCAAUGUCCGGCUAGUGUUAAAGUGCAGCAUUUGAAACGGUUUUUAUGCUCGAAAUUCGAAAUAGAUCCCUGUAAUCGUCGGGUGGGCAUCGAUAUCAUUUACGAGGAUGAGGUUCUACCCAGUGAUUUUACUUUAAUGGAUGUUGGCUACUGUUAUAAAUGGCAAAGGCAUGCACCCUUAAAACUUACUUAUAGAAUUCUCAUAUAUGAUGAAGAUACAAACUCGAAUUCCGAUAAUAGUUUCAUAUCAGAAGAUAAAGUUUUAGAUAAAUCUCCUAAAUCUUGUUUAGAAAAAUCACCAUCGGCGACUUUAAAUUCUAGCAAAACGGUUUCAUUUGCUGAAAAUAAAACACAGAUCAACGUGAAUGGUGAUAAAGAGCAAGCGAAAGCUAACAUUCUCUCAUCACCCACCACAUCAUCUCCUACCCAGCUGACCAAAGUAAAAUCUUCGAAAUCUUCUUCGAACAAACACUCAACGUCACAUGCCACAUCAUCAAGCCUAGAAGUACCUGUAAAAGUAACAAUAUCACGCAAACCAACGGAUAGUAAAAAAUCGGUUUCAAAAAAAUCAUCGUCCGCAGAUGAUUUUGCAAUGCCCACCACUACCAGUGAUUUUAAGAGUUUACGUAGCAAUGAUAUACGUUUUUGUGAUUAUGCUAUAACAUCAUCCACCACAAACACCAGCUAUUCCAAUACCCAUACCACUUUGGCUAAUAACUCCGUACAAUCCACAAAAAAAGAAAAGCCACUGGCCAUCAAGGAGGAGAAACCGUCAAAAUGUGAUAUUGUAGUAAGUAUUCCUCACAAUCAAAUGCAGGAGGAAUGGGAAUCGAAACCUUUGUCUCAGCUAAAGACAGCUAGUAAAAAGUCUCCGAAUUCUUCGGCAACAGAAAUGGCUGCUGCCGCUCCACCACCCACCAAGAAAGUUCGAAAUGUACCAAAACUCAAAAUUGAAUUGAAUAGUUUAAAAACGAAAUUAAUAGAAAAACCUAAAUCGGCUGAUAUACGUUUGGAUACAUUAAUGUUGAAACAACAUCGUCCACGUAAAUUCUCACUAGAUGAACCUCAACCCGUAGUGGAUAAGGUAGAUUUGGAGACGUAUGUUAAACAAAUUGGUUUGAAACCCAUAGAAGUACAAACAACCAGUACACUGGAGACUCCCGAUAAAUUCACACCAAAUGCCUCGCCCAUGUCCUCAAGCUCAUCUACCACCUCCUCUUCUACGGGUAAUUUUAAUUUUAACUGUAGUGCAGAUAUUACCUCCUCCUCGUCGUCUUCUUCGCACAAGAAACGCAAGAAAAAACAUUCCAAAGAUUCUCGCGAAUCCAAGGAUUCGAAAAGAAAGAAAAUGCAUGCCGAAAUAUCAUCUCAUUCGGCAGAGGAGAGUUUAAAAAUGAAAGUUAAACUAACACCUUCCAUAAAUUUAAAGUCCUUAAAAUUGGAGAGUAAAAAGUCACCACCUUUUAGUAUGGAGCGCAUAGCAGAUCCUUUGGCCUUUGAGAAGCCCAAAUCUCCCAGCAGUAAAAACGACUUUGAAAAAUCCAAGUCACCCGAAAGUAAAAGCCAUGAACGUUCAAAGGACAAAUCGAAGCCUCGUUCUUCUGAAAGCAAAAAAUCUAAAUCUUUGGAUGGCAAAUUAUCCCAAGACAGCAAAAAAUUAAAAGAUUUAGCGAAAUCUAAACCUUUGGAAAUCAAAAUAGCUUUAAGUAAUACCACCAGUAAGCCAUUAACAAAAGAGUUCGAUGAUGAUGAGGAUUUGAUAAUACCUGAUUCAACUUCUUUAGGCUUAAGCAAAUCGUUAUCAUCUAUAAAGGAAACAACGUUGCCACACUCUCCUCCAUUGCCGCCAAGUUUAUUUAAAACCACACCUCUGACCUUUUCGACUUUCUCUCCCAAUGUAACGACUGUGGCCAAGCCUAAACCAGUUGCAAUGCCAAAAGAUUCUAAAGAUAAGCCAAAAACUCCUCAUAUGAAACCAAUAGCUCCUAAACCCAUAGCUGCAAAGCCAGUCACACCACCAACAUCAUCAUCAACGUCAACAGCAUCAUUUAAAACGCCACACUUUGUAGUUCCUAAUCCUCCACGUUUUAUGGCCUCAAACACAACAAAGUUCCUUUCAACACCAACCUCAAUCGCCAGUGCGGCUAACAAGCACAUGGGUAAUCUACUCAAAAGGUCCAUUUCAUUAGAUGACAACAAAAACUCAGGACCUCUAAACAAGCAGCAGAGAUUAGAAAAGCCCAAUCAAAUUACAGUUAGUGCCUACGGCAGUAACCUACACAUGACCAAAGUUGAAAUACCAGCCACACCAACAUCCUCCACGGCAAAGGCCACAUAUGAAAUUCCUCUGUACUCUCCACUCUCCGCCUCCUACAAUCCAAAAUGUUCAUUUAGCGUAAACUCCACGACCGCAGCGGCUAAAAGUACAACAAAGUCUACAUUACAAAACCCAAUGACCUCCAGUGCAACACCAGUUCCAACAGCCAAACACACGUUCACCGCAAAUACUGCGGCAGCCAACAAAACCGAUAUGGAAGUUAAAAAAGCCACAACUAAUGAUAUUAAGCCUUCUGCCACCACGGCCAAUAAUAACAACAAAACAAAACCUACGUUAACAACAUCAAUGACAACUUUAAUGGGCCCACCUAUGCCAAUGCACAAGUUGAACUCUAGUUUAACUGUGGUACCCACAGCAGUGAAGUCACCUCCUCUCAGUACUGUCCUGCCAUUUGCCUCCACAUCAUCGUCAUCCUCCUCAUCCUCAUUAAACUUAACACCAACAGCUCAACACCAUACUCCUAUGUUGAAUACAGCUUACCUCUCUUCACCACUCUCCAUGGUGAAUUACCGACAGAGUAAGGUUCUCUUGGCUCAUGUCAAACCAACGAAUUUACCAGAAAUGAAAAUAGAAAAAACAACUUCAACUACAACUGCAGUAGCGGCUGCAGCUGCAGCAGCGACAACAGUAGCUGCCACAGCAACAGCGACAACAAAAACACCAGUAGCCACAACAAAUGGGUUGGCAACAGAAAAAGCUAAAAGUAGUCUAAGACAAUUUAGAUUACCCUCUAGGGAAUCAGGCCAAGAUAUACUGGAUUUAUCAGCCUCAACAAAAACCUCCACAAAUGGUGUGACGGAAAAGCAAGCUUUCAAAGCAACAACAACCCCCAUACCCACCAAUACAACUACAGCAACCACAUCAGGCAGUACCCUGGAAAUGGCUUUAAAUAAAAUCAAACAAAAUAUGACCAGCACCACCACUACUACAAACUCCCCUAACAGCAACUCGGCAAAUGCUAUGGAUCAUGUUAUUAAAAAACAGGAACUGCUUUCACCCAUUUCCGAUGAUUUGCAAAACUUGCAUUUACUGUCGGAAUCAGCUACAGCCAGAGAGAAAAUUGCCAUUAGUACAUCGACCACGACCACCUCCUCGUCAACGUCUUUGUAUGAAAAGGCGAAAAUAACCCAGAAUUCUUUGGUCAGACAACAAAACGCCUCAGUGCGUAAUAUACCAAAUCCUUCGGCAUUGGCUUUUCGCAAUCAACAGCCAGCCACAAUCAUUCCACCCAUGGUCACUAUUGCUGCCGGUUUGGCAACAUCUCUCACCGACCUCGAUAAACCUCUACUUUUGAAAACACCUUCACCACCUAAAUCACCUCACUCACCCAACUGUUCUACCUCCUCGACUUCACCUUCACGCAAUGCCAGCAAAAAACAUCCUUCCAUCGAUCAAGUGGCAGCCAGUUUAAAUCAGCGGGCCUCAGCGGCAGCAGAAGCCAAAGCCAAACACAACGAUGAAACAUCCUUGGUAACAUCCACUUCAUCUUCGCUGGCGGAUAAGUUGGAAAGCAAGAAAGAAAUAAAACAAGAAACUACAGAAAUACCAGCACAAAGUGAGGCGGCAAGUGCUGCUCAACCUUCGUCUACGGUUAGUUCGUGUCCCCUUAGUGUGAAUGUGCUUGACAUUAAAAAGGAACCCGAAGAGAAGAUGGAGGAAGUGUCUGAAAUAAAACCGGCUUUUAUGAAUGCAACCACUAAGAAGACCUCAAUGGUUGAAAAUUUAGUGACAUCGGUGAUUAAUGUGUCAACGUCCACAUCUACUCUAUUAACCGCUGGUACGGCUGCUGGUUUUUGAAGGAGUUAUUAAAGUUACUGUCUGUUACUUCUACUGAAAGUUCUACUCUGGUAAUUCUCCUCUAAACAACAACUAAAAUACCCACUCGAUCGAUGUUUUCAUGCUUUGCUUAUGUUAUAUGGAAUCAAUGUUGAAACUAACCGUGUGUAACCCCCACCAGGCAUCAUCUGAAGAUGCAUAAUAAUAACAUAA